UACAACUCUUAGCAAAAUUCAUUAAAUUCUAAACCGGCUUCCGGCUGUUUCCGUUCACCUAUAAGUAAUUAAAAUAUUUUAUCGAACUAAAGACAUUUCACUUUCAGAUUAUGAUAAAGGAUCGCAGCAACAGCAGCAGCGUUACAACAUGGCCGCCGGAGAACUCGCUAACCGCACGAACGCUAGUACGGACAGCGACCACCAGGCGGCGCAGGACACCGUCGUCGUCGUGCUGUCGAUCACGGUGAUGUGCGUCGUUAUGACAGCGGCGGUGCUAGGCAACCUACUCGUCAUCGUCAGCGUCGCUCUGCACCGUAGUCUGCGCUCGCGCACCAAUCACUUCAUCAUGUCACUCGCAGUCGCCGACAUACUCGUCGCUCUCUUCGCGAUGACCUUCAACUUCAGCGUGACCUUGGCGCAGCGCUGGCUCUUCGGACAGUUCGUCUGCGACUUCUGGAACUCGUGCGACGUUCUCUUCUCGACGGCGUCCAUCUUGCAUCUGUGCUGCAUCAGCGUUGACCGCUACAUCGCCGUCACCAACCCGCUCAUGUACCCGACGGUGAUGACUCAUCGCAAGGUCGCCAUCAUGUUGACGGUCGUCUGGCUGUCGUCUGCUCUCAUCUCGUUCGUGCCGAUCUACACGCAGUGGUACACGACGCCUGGGAACUACGAGUACAUGCUCGCUCACCCGGACGUGUGCCACUUCAAGGUGAAUCGUGUCUACGCUGUUAUCUCGUCGACGGUUUCCUUCUGGUUGCCGGCCGUCGUCAUGUUGUUUACCUAUCACAAGGUGUACCGCGAGGCAAACAAACAAGCGCGGCAGAUACACAGAGAGACUGCCGCUAUUCAGGUGCAACUCGGUGCUCGCGCUGCGGACUGCCAUCUAGCGGACGGUGCGGGAAACGAAGCGGGACGUACGAUAUUGCGGAGGGAACACAAGGCGGAGAAGACGCUAGGCAUGAUAAUGGGAUGCUUCCUGAUUUGCUGGCUUCCGUUCUUCACGUGGUACUUGGCGACGCAUCUGUGCGGCGACGCGUGCGUCACUCCCGAUGUCGUCGUGUCAGUACUAUUCUGGAUCGGUUACUCGAAUUCCGGACUUAAUCCGAUCAUAUAUGCGUUUUUCAACAAGGAUCUCCGCAGAGGGUUUCAUCUGACACUAAGGAGGUUAUUCUGUUGUAGAGACACGGAUCACUUCUGAGCUAGGCAGUCGAAUAGCCUAUGGAAUAGAAUACUAGCACAUACAUUGCCCGGUUACGGAAUGGAACACUAGCACAUACAAUGCGCUGUUACGGAAUAGAAUACUAGCACAUACAUUGCCCGGUUACGGAAUGGAACACUAGCACAUACAAUGCGCUGUUACGGAAUAGAAUACUAGCACAUACACUGCCCGGUUACGGAAUGGAACACUAGCACAUACAAUACGCCGUUACGGAAUGGAACACUAGCACAUACACUGCCCGGUUACGGAAUGGAACACUAGCACAUACAAUACGCCGUUACGGAAUGGAAUACUAGCACAUACAAUACGCCGUUACGGAAUGGAAUGCUCGCACAUACAAUACGCCGUUACGGAAUGGAAUGCUCGCACAUACAAUGCGCCGUUACGAAAUGGAAUGCUCGCACAGACAAUACGCCGUUACGGAAUGGAAUGCU
Messenger RNA from Priapulus caudatus, 1653 nucleotides. RefSeq names its product octopamine receptor beta-1R-like. Gene Ontology annotation, molecular function: octopamine receptor activity. The coding region runs from base 149 to 1198 and encodes 349 amino acids. NCBI's taxonomy places the organism in Eukaryota, Metazoa, Priapulida, Priapulimorpha, Priapulimorphida, Priapulidae. Gene Ontology annotation, biological process: adenylate cyclase-activating adrenergic receptor signaling pathway. The transcript has a single exon. Gene Ontology annotation, cellular component: membrane. The record is from RefSeq and is a predicted model, not a curated record.